Acomys russatus (golden spiny mouse) is the source of this 1021-nucleotide messenger RNA. RefSeq names its product charged multivesicular body protein 1B (gene Chmp1b). Gene Ontology annotation, cellular component: ESCRT III complex; multivesicular body. The record is from RefSeq and is a predicted model, not a curated record. Lineage: Eukaryota; Metazoa; Chordata; Mammalia; Rodentia; Muridae. Gene Ontology annotation, biological process: late endosome to vacuole transport; protein transport; endosome transport via multivesicular body sorting pathway.
CCGGGUGCGGACCUCCUUGCGCCGGUCUUCCUGCUGCUUUGGCCCGGCCCACCCCACAGAAGCCGCCCGACCAUGUCCAACAUGGAGAAACACCUAUUCAACCUGAAGUUCGCGGCCAAAGAACUGAACAGGAGUGCCAAAAAAUGCGACAAGGAGGAAAAGGCCGAAAAGGCCAAAAUUAAAAAGGCCAUUCAGAAGGGCAACAUGGAAGUUGCGAGGAUACACGCCGAAAAUGCCAUCCGCCAGAAGAAUCAAGCGGUGAAUUUCUUAAGAAUGAGUGCACGGGUGGAUGCGGUGGCUGCCAGAGUCCAGACUGCAGUGACGAUGGGCAAAGUGACCAAGUCCAUGGCCGGUGUGGUUAAGUCGAUGGAUGCGACGUUGAGGACCAUGAAUCUGGAGAAGAUCUCUGCUUUGAUGGACAAAUUCGAGCACCAGUUUGAGACCUUGGACGUCCAGACGCAGCAAAUGGAGGACACGAUGAGCAGCACGACUACGCUGACCACUCCCCAGAACCAAGUGGAUCUGCUGCUCCAGGAAAUGGCAGACGAGGCGGGCCUCGACCUCAACAUGGAGUUGCCGCAGGGCCAGACCGGUUCCGUGGGAGCGAGCGUGGCUUCGGCUGAGCAGGAUGAACUGUCGCAGAGACUGGCCCGCCUUCGCGAUCAAGUCUGACGGCCGAAACCGUCCGAGGUUUCCUUUUGACGUGCUCUCUGUGUUUUAGAGAGGUAUCCUAGAACUGUGCCAGAAUGCCGAACUCUCUUCCAAGAACCUUUGCGUUUACAGCCCUCUCCAGAUACGUUAAAUUCCAGUUUUUCUCCACUUCUAACUGGAUUUUAAAGCUCUUUAUGGCUUAUGAUGAUGUGUAUUUUUAUAGCUGCCUUUUAACAGAACUGGUUAUUUUGCUCUAUAUAAGCCUAGGAAAAAUCGACAAAACUCUAGUCCUCAUGUAUUCCGUUUUCGGUAUGACUGAUGGUACAUAGACUGACAAGUGGUGCAUAAAAAUUAGAGGAGGAGGGAUGGA